ACCAGACGGUAGGGCGCCGGGUCCUGUCUUGCAAGGUAGGCUGUCCACCCCCGCUGGUGCAAGAGGCUGUUGGGCAUCGUUCAUCACUCGGGCACAUCACAACUUAUAGUUUCUCCUCAGCUUCCUUCCAGGAGCGGUGGUGGGCGUUAAUGGUGGCGGUUGUAGCCAUUGUAGGACCACCAGCUGCGCACUCCAACAGCCUGAAGAUCGCGAGGGAGCCUACUAUUCUCUCCUUUAUCCAGGAGGAAUUCAUUGCGAAAACAUUCCCCAAUGAGAUCAUCUCCCUGGAGGAGAUAGUCAAGGCGCCAUUAGAUCUUGACUUACUGGGUGAUGGGAGGAUUGAUGAAACCAUAAUUCAUGAUGCUAUCAAACAGAAGACAAAUGAGACGAGAGUCACAAAUAACACAAAAUUGGUCGCAGAAGAGUCCAAAACUGAGGAUACUUAUGCUAAGCUUCCCGCCCAUCAUCACUUGUCUCGUAUCUCUCGCCCGCUUAACACUCCUCACACCAUUCUCGAUGAAAACAUUGAUAGCAAAAGGAAAAAAAAUAUCCAAAGAAAACGUAGAAAGGCAGAAAAAGCACUGUCUCUUCUCUCGGCCGGACAUUCUCCUUUGCCUUUUCACUCUGUCAUUUCGCAUUCUCCUUCACAGCCAAUUCCUGCUGGAUAUGUCUACAACCCUUCAGUCUAUCCUACCUACUCCUCUCCCUUUGGAGUUACUCCCUCAUACGGAGUUACCCCAUCAUUUGGCAUCACGCCGUCUUAUGGAGUGACACCUUCGUAUGGAGUCAAUCCUCAUUUUGGAGUAAGUCCAUCUUAUGGAGUAGUGGCGCCCCAGUAUGUGGCCCCACCUUCUUCUACGUAUUACAUUGCACCGCAGGCAGGUUACAGUUCCCCGAUUUCCUCUAGUCCUGUUGCAGACACAUAUACGGCCCCACCAGCAGAGUACAAAGCCCCUAAAGAGGAGUACAAGGCUCCGGAGCAAGAAUACACGUCUCCGAAGAAAGGAUACGACUACUCCCCUCCGUCAUCUGCAUAUAAGGCUCCAGAAUCCGAAUACAAGGCUCCAGAAUCCGAAUACAAGGCUCCCGAAUCCGAAUACAAGGCUCCAAAAUCCGAAUACAAGGCUCCAGAAUCUGAAUACAAGGCUCCGAAAGCAGGAUAUGAUUACCAACCACCAACUCCUGCAUACAAAGCACCAGAGUCAGAAUACAAGGCUCCGGAAUCUGAAUACAAGGCUCCGAAAGCAGGAUACAACUACGAACCACCAGCUCCUGCAUACAAGGCUCCAGAGUCAGAAUACAAGGCACCAGAACCAGAAUACAAGGCUCCAGCAUCCGAAUACAAGGCUCCAAAAACAGGAUAUGAUUAUCAACCACCAACUCCUGCAUACAAGGCUCCAGAGUCAGAAUACAAGGCUCCAGCAUCCGAAUACAAGGCUCCAAAAACAGGAUAUGAUUACCAACCACCAACUCCUGCAUACAAGGCUCCAGAGUCAGAAUACAAGGCUCCAGAAUCUGAAUACAAGGCUCCAAAAUCCGAAUAUAAGGCACCAGAAUCAGAAUACAAGGCUCCGAAAGCAGGAUAUGAUUACCAACCACCAACUCCUGCAUACAAGGCUCCAGCAUCUGAAUACAAGGCUCCAAAAUCCGAAUAUAAGGCACCAGAAUCAGAAUACAAGGCUCCAAAAACAGGAUAUGAUUAUCAACCACCAACUCCUGCAUACAAGGCUCCAGAGUCAGAAUACAAGGCUCCAGCAUCUGAAUACAAGGCUCCAAAAACAGGAUAUGAUUAUCAACCACCAACUCCUGCAUACAAGGCUCCAGAGUCAGAAUACAAGGCUCCAGCGUCCGAAUACAAGGCUCCAAAAGCAGGAUAUGAUUACCAACCACCAGCUCCUGCAUACAAGGCUCCAGAACCAGAAUACAAGGCUCCAGCAUCCGAAUACAAGGCUCCAGCGUCCGAAUACAAGGCUCCAUCAUCCGAAUACAAGGCUCCAAAAACAGGAUAUGAUUACCAACCACCAACUCCUGCAUACAAGGCUCCAGAGUCAGAAUACAAGGCUCCAGAGUCAGAAUACAAGGCUCCAGCAUCCGAAUACAAGGCUCCAAAAGCAGGAUAUGAUUACCAACCACCAGCUCCUGCAUACAAGGCUCCAGAACCAGAAUACAAGGCUCCAGCAUCCGAAUACAAGGCUCCAUCAUCCGAAUACAAGGCUCCAAAAACAGGAUAUGAUUACCAACCACCAACUCCUGCAUACAAGGCUCCAGAGUCAGAAUACAAGGCUCCAGCAUCCGAAUACAAGGCUCCAAAAGCAGGAUAUGAUUACCAACCACCAGCUCCUGCAUACAAGGCUCCAGAACCAGAAUAUAAGGCCCCGGAGUCUGAAUAUAAGGCACCAUCAACAUCCUACAAAGAACCAGAUUCAGGGUAUAAAGCUCCUUCAACUACCUAUAAGGAGCCAGAUACAUUGUAUAAGGCGCCGUCAACAUCCUAUAAAGAGCCUGAUACGGUGUAUAAGGCGCCAUCAACAACCUAUAAGGAGCCAGAAUUUGAAUAUAAGGCACCGUCAACACUAUACAAGGAGCCGGAUACAGUGUAUAAGGCACCGUCAACAACAUAUAAGGAGCCGGAUACAGUGUAUAAGGCACCGUCAACAACAUAUAAGGAGCCGGAUACAGUGUAUAAGGCACCGUCAACAACAUAUAAGGAGCCAGAAUCUGAGUAUAAGGCACCGUCAACACUAUAUAAGGAGCCGGAUACAGUAUAUAAGGCACCGUCAACAACAUAUAAGGAGCCGGAUACAGAGUAUAAGGCACCGUCAACAACAUAUAAGGAGCCGGAUACAGUGUAUAAGGCACCGUCAACAACAUAUAAGGAGCCAGAAUCCGAGUAUAAAGCACCGUCAACAACAUAUAAGGAGCCGGAUACAGUAUAUAAGGCACCGUCAACAACAUAUAAGGAGCCAGAAUCCGAGUAUAAAGCACCGUCAACAACAUAUAAGGAGCCGGAUACAGUGUAUAAGGCACCGUCAACAACAUAUAAGGAGCCAGAAUCCGAGUAUAAGGCACCGUCAACAACAUAUAAAGAGCCGGAUACAGUGUAUAAGGCACCGUCAACAAGCUACAGACAGCCACAGGGUUACAAUUACGACCCCCCUGUACACUCUGGGUCCCCCGGGGUGUACUUGCCCUCCCCCCCAGAGUACGGGUCAGUACAGAAGGUGUACGGAGUCAACGAGCCUGCCCCGGUGUACGGCCCUCCUACACUACCACACAGGGUGUUGGACCCAUACGCCACAUUGGACUACUACGACGACACCUUCCGUCCGCCUCGCCGCCGCCAUGGCAGGAGGCGGCGGCCAGGCUUCAGAAGGUUCCGGGGAAGAUAUUACAGACAAACUUCGGAGUAAUGGCGACGCAAUUAAGACCGUAGCAGCAUCCAUCCCUAUCCGCCUGCUAGUGCUCAUCCGCCUGCUAGCCGCCCCCAUCCGCCUACUGUUCAAGCUUUACCUGCUGUCCACCAGUUGAACACUACAACAUUUUUAUGAUCGUCGGCCCGUCAUCACCUGUUGCUCAGCUGCCACCAGCGUCCUGUCUACCUGUCAUAUAUCUGCUGGUCAACUGCCUCCCAGCUGUCAUCCACCUACACCAUCUCUCACAGGCUUUCCACCUUUCAUCCACCUGUUCCCCCGCCCAACAUCCAUAUGCUAUCCACUUGUCAUCCGCCUACUAUCCAGUUUUCAUCUACUUGCUAUCGCCUUUUAAUCCACCUGCUGUAAUAUUGUCAUCCACUUGCCUGUAACCUGCCAUCCACUUGUUAGACAUAUACUGCCCCAUAGUCAUCCACCUGCUACCCACUAGACACCCACCUGUUACCACCCACCUGGAAAACAAACAGAAGAGUUUGUUAAACAGGUGUUAUAAUAAUUUACUUUCGUCCUCUGGAGUCAUUAUUUUCUCUGUUCCCGUUUCUUUGUUUCUCACUCUGUCGGUCUCUGUCUCUAUCUGCAUCUCUCAUCCAUUAAACACUAGAUAAUACCAUUUAUUUACCACCAAAUCAUGCUUUCAAUAGUCUUUAAUAUUUGAGACUUAGACUUGGAGAUCAGGUGUAGAGUGUAGGCUGUGUGUGUGUGGGGGGGGGGGGGGGUCUGUUGUAAACAAGUGUAGAUUGUAC
Procambarus clarkii (red swamp crayfish) is the source of this 4174-nucleotide messenger RNA. RefSeq lists its product as uncharacterized. The record is from RefSeq and is a predicted model, not a curated record. Gene Ontology annotation, cellular component: nucleus; cytoplasm. Lineage: Eukaryota; Metazoa; Arthropoda; Malacostraca; Decapoda; Cambaridae. Gene Ontology annotation, biological process: regulation of RNA splicing.